AACUCCCCUGCCUUAAACCGUUUUCCGAGCAUCCUUUUGAGUUUUCCCCUCUGAUCAUGAGAAUUGAUGAAGAGCAAAACAAGUGCCCAUCAUGCGGCGAAAGAAAGAAAGAUCCCAACAAAGCCAAGAGGAAAGAGCUAGCCGUUUCCUGCAUGCUCAACACAGAGGUCGGUGCCGUCCUCGCCGUCAUCCGGCGGCCGUCCGAUCCCACUUCCCAAUACAUCUCCGCCCAAGAAGACCACUUUGAUUCCACCCUCUUACAAUCCCUGAAAUCACUCCGCGCCCUUAUCUUUAAUCCGCAUCAGGAAUGGCGGAGCAUUGAUCCAUCUAUCUAUCUGUCACCCUUCCUCGAUGUCAUACAGAGCGACGACGUUCCAGCCUCCGCCACUGCUGUUGCCCUAUCCGCCAUUCUCAAGAUUCUUGCCAUGGAAAGCUUUGACGAAAACACCCCUGGAGCAAGAGACGCUAUUAAUUACGCAGUGACAGGAAUCACCAGCUGUAGGUUAGAGAAAACAGACACUGCCUCGGAGGAUGCCGUAAUGAUGAAAAUUUUACAGGUUCUCAGAGGAAUCAUGGUGCACAGCGCCUCGUUUCUGCUCACUAACCACACCGUCUGCACCAUUGUCAACACGUGUUUUCAAGUCGUUCAACAGUGCGCGAACAGAGGCGAUUUGCUUCAACGCAGUGCGAGAUACACAAUGCACGAAUUGAUUCGAAUCGUCUUCACCCGUUUACCAGAUAUUGCCGUUAACGAAGGGGAGAAUUCAGAGUCCGACACCGAUGACGCUGAUGGAGACUCCGGCUACGGCCUGCGCUGCGCGGUUGAUAUUUUCCAUUUCUUGUGUUCCUUGCUCAAUGUUAUGGAAAUUGGGGACUACGACGGUGCCACAUCGUCGACUGCUGAUGAAGAUGUCCAGCUUUUCGCUUUGGUUUUGAUCAACACAGCAAUAGAAUUGAGUGGAGAAGUAAUUGGAAAGCAUCCCAAGCUCUUGAGGAUGAUUCAGGAUGAUCUAUUUCACCACUUGAUCCAUUAUGGAACUUGUUCGAGUCCCCUUGUAUUAUCUAUGAUUUGCAGCACCGUUUUGAAUAUUUAUCAUUUUCUUCGCAGGUUCGUACGUCUUCAACUGGAGGCUUUUUUCUCCUUUGUAUUGUUGAGAAUUGCAGCUUUUGGAGGUUCUUUGCAACUCCAGGAGGUUGCUUUAGAAGGAAUCAUAAAUUUUUUCCGGCAAUCAACGUUCACCAUUGAAGCUUAUGUUAACUAUGAUUGCGAUCCCAUUUUUCGGAAUGUGUUUGAAGAGUUUGGGAAAUUGCUGUGCAAGAAUUCCUUCCCAGAUAAAGAAGAUGAUUCAAGAACUUCCGGUCCAUACCCUGUUGAAAUUACAGAGUACAGACCCUUUUUUGAAGAAAAACCAAAAGAUGACUUCGAAACUUGGGUGGAGUAUAUAAGGGUAAGAAAAGUACAGAAGAAGAAGAUUCUGAUUGCUGGAAAUCAUUUCAACCGAGAUGAGAAAAAGGGAUUGGAGUACCUAAAGCUCAAUAAGUUGGUCUCUGAAUCACCAGAUCCAAGAGUUUAUGCCUUCUUCUUUCGGUACACCCCAGGACUUGACAGGACUUUCAUCGGAGAAUAUCUAGGCGACCCAGAUGAGUUCCACAUUGAUGUUCUCAAAGAAUUCACUGCAACCUUUGAAUUCACUGGCAUGAAUCUUGACUCUGCUCUUCGGUUUUAUUUGGAGACGUUCCGAUUACCCGGAGAGUCUCAAAAGAUCCAGCGAGUCCUAGAAGCAUUUUCGGAGAAAUUCUACGAUCAACAAUCAUCGGAAAUCUUUUCCAGCAAGGAUGCAGUAAUGAUCCUCUGUUAUUCCGUUAUUAUGCUCAACACUGAUCAACACAAUCCUCAAGUCAAGAAAAAGAUGACAGAGGAAGAGUUUUUAAGAAACAACAGAGGCAUCAAUACCGGUCAGGAUCUUCCUAGAGAGUACCUUUCCGAUCUUUUCCAAUCCAUCUCGACCAAUGCCAUCACAAUUUUUGGGCAAUCGGGUUCACAGGUGGAGAUGAAUCCGAGUAGAUGGAUUGAAUUGAUGAAUCGGGGCAAAUUAUUGCAACCUUUUAUUGUCUCAGACUUUGAUCGUCGGUUAGGGAGGGAUAUGUUUGCUUGUGUUGCUGGUCCAUCAGUCGCGGCCCUUUGCGCCUUCUUUGAGCACGCUGAUGAGGACGAAAUGCUCCAUGAAUGCAUUGAAGGGUUGAUUUCCGUAGCUAGAAUUGCUCAAUUUGGGUUGCUAGACAUACUAGAUGAACUCAUUGCUUCGUUUAGCAAAUUUACCACCCUCUUGAAUCCUUACGCUACAGCAGAAGAAACCCUUUUUGCCUUCAGCAAUGAUUUGAAGCCGAGAAUGGCUACCCUUGCUGUUUUCACCAUAGCCAACAAUUUCGGAGAAUCGAUUCGAGGAGGAUGGAGGAACAUUGUGGACUGCAUGCUUAAACUCAAAAGGCUCAAACUUCUUCCACAAUCUGUCAUUGAAUUGAACGUCGCUGCCUCGGCCUCAUCUUCUGACAAUUUGACACAACUCGAAUCAGAAUCUGGCAUCAUUUUCCCCGAUCAUGAUCUCAAGUUCAGCAAGGGGCAGUCUUCUGGCAUAGUCAGUAGGUUCUCUCCUUUUCUGUCGUUGGAGAGUCCAGAAGACUCAAUCUCUCUUGGAAUGAAUGAAUUUGAACAGAAUUUGAAGAUAAUCAAACAGUGCCAGAUCGGAAACAUUUUCAGCAACAGCUACAAUUUGCCAACUGAUGCUCUACUAAAUCUGGGGCGUUCUUUGAUUUUUGCAGCAGCUGGAAAAGGUCAAAAGUUUAGUACCGCAGUUGAAGAAGAAGAAACUGUGGGGUUUUGUUGGGAUUUGAUCAUCUGUAUUUCCUUAGCCAAUAUUAACAAAUUCCAAGCCUUUUGGCCUUCUUUCCAUGAGUAUUUGCUCGGAGUUGCCCAGUUUCCUCUAUUUUCUCCAAUCCCAUUUGCAGAAAAAGCAAUUGUAGGCCUUCUCAAGAUUUGCCAGAAGCUCCUAAGUUCAUACCAAGCAGAUAAACUUCCUGAAGAAAACAUCUUCAAAUCCAUAAAUCUAAUGUGGAAGCUUGACAAAGAAAUUCUAGACACAUGUUCUGAAUUCAUAACAGAGUCUGUAAGCAAGAUCAUCAUAGAAUUUCCAGAAAAUCUUCAAACCCACUUGGGAUGGAAAACAGUUCUUCAUCUGUUGUCUGUCACCGGGCGUCACCAGGAAAACUAUGAUCAGGCAGUGGAAGCUCUAAUCAUGUUGAUAUCCAAUAACACCCAUUUUUCCCGAAUGAACUAUGCCUACUGCAUUGAUUGUGCAUUUGGUUUUGUUGCAUUGAAAAACAGUCCCCUGGAAAAGAACAUGAAGAUACUUGACCUUCUUUCAGAUUCUGUGAAUUCCUUAGUCCAAUGGUAUAAGAAUGCUUGUUCUGAGCCUGGAAGCAAUUAUAGUGUCACAAGCAGUGUGAAUACUUCCUCCAUGGAGGACAACAAAGGUUCAGGAUCUCUAAAUUUUGCCAUGAAUUUGUUCAUCAAACUAGGUGAAGCACUCCGAAAAUCUAGCCUGGCACGCAGAGAAGAGAUAAGAAACCAUGCAGUUUUAUCCCUUAGAAAAUGCUUUACAUUAGCCGAAGAACUUGAUUUUUCAUCUACUAACUGCAUCAAUGUCUUUAACCUCGUGGUUUUUGCAAUGGUUGAUGAUUUGCAUGAGAAGAUGGUUGAGUACUCAAGACGAGACAACGCAGAGAGGGAGAUGAGAAGUAUGGAGGGAACUUUGAAGAUUGCAAUGGAGUUACUGGCAGAUGUGUACUUGCAGUACUUGAAGCAAAUUGCAGAAAAUCCAGGGUUUCGGACAUUCUGGUUAGGAGUGUUGAGGAGGAUGGAUACUUGCAUGAAGGCUGAUUUGGGGCAAUAUGGAGAGACGAAGUUACAACAAGUUGUCCCAGAAUUGUUGAAGAAGAUGAUCAUGAAAAUGAAGGAGAAGGAAAUUUUAGUACAGAAAGAAGGGGAUGAUCUGUGGGAAACAACUUAUAUUCAAAUACAAUGGAUUGCUCCUUCACUGAAGGAAGAACUUUUCCCUGAUGAUUUUUGAACAAAAUGGAGAAUCAGUAGCAAAAAUGUAUUUGAGGAGUUUUUUUUUGUCUUCUCUUUCCUCUGCUCUUCAACUUCCUUUCCUCCCUUCAUUUUUUUGGGGUUGAACUAUUGUACUUCUUGGAUGCAAAAGUAGAAAUUGGGUUAUACCUAAAUUUUCUUUUGAAAAAUAGAACUUCUAACUUUUA
Rubroshorea leprosula is the source of this 4314-nucleotide messenger RNA. The record is from the annotation of a GenBank genome assembly. NCBI's taxonomy places the organism in Eukaryota, Viridiplantae, Streptophyta, Magnoliopsida, Malvales, Dipterocarpaceae.